Molecule: messenger RNA, 1614 nt
Organism: Vicia villosa (hairy vetch)
Lineage: Eukaryota; Viridiplantae; Streptophyta; Magnoliopsida; Fabales; Fabaceae
Exons: 4
Coding region: 1-1614 (537 amino acids)
Biological process (GO): telomere maintenance; DNA repair
Molecular function (GO): DNA helicase activity
Source: RefSeq, a predicted model, not a curated record
AUGGAGCUUUGCGUCAAUAGGUUCUUUGCGUGGAAACUGUUAGUUGCUGCGGCUGUUUUCAAUAUUGCAGCCAAUGGUUUGACAAUGAGUGAUGCCGAGCUAAAACAACGGACACUCAUGGCUAUUGAAACACUAUUGCAAAAUAAUAAUCGAAGUUUGAAGAACUUCAAGACAAUGCCAUAUCCGAAAGAUUAUGUCGAAUCCUUUACAGGAAAUCGACUCCUUUAUGAUGAACGGCAAUAUGAUGUUCUUGCUCAACAACAACUUUUUGAAAGUCUCUACGCUUCUCUUACAGCAACACUUAGGUCUAAGAAAAAAAUUGUUUUGCCGGUUGCUUCAAGUGGGAUUGCAAGUUUGUUGUUACCAGGUGGUAGAACAACUCAUUCUAGAUUUAAGAUUCCUGUCCCUACUUUAGAAAAUUCUAUAUGUAACAUUGAAAAACAAGAUGAUCUUGCUGAGCUUCUAAAGAUGACAGAUAUAAUCAUAUGGGAUGAGGCUCCUAUGGCUAACAAGUUUUGCUUUGAAUCACUCGACAAAUCCUUGAGAGAUAUUAUGAGUGGAAUCAGAAAUGCAUCUAAAAGAGUUUUUGGAGGAAAGGUUGUUGUGUUUGGAGGUGACUUCAGACAAAUUCUCCCUGUUAUACCAAGAGGUACUAGAUCUGAUAUUAUCCAUGCAACAAUCAAUGCGUCUUACAUAUGGGAUCAUUGUAAAGUCUUGAGGCUUACAAAGAACAUGCGCUUACAAACUGGUCAGCCUACUUCUACAGCUGAUGACAUAAGGAGUUUUUCUGAGUGGAUUUUAAAAAUUGGAGAUGGGACCAUGUGCGAGCCAAAUGAUGGCUAUGCUGAUAUUUGUAUUCCAAAUGAGUUCUUAAUUUCCAACUUUUCAGAUCCGAUUAAGGGAAUUGUUGAAGAUACGUAUCCUGAUCUCAUUCAUAACUAUCUUGAUUCCAAUUAUCUUCAAAGUCGUGCUAUCUUAGCUUCAACAAUUGAAGUAGUUGAUGAUAUCAACCAGUAUAUAACAAACCUUCUUCCAGGAGUAGAGAAAGAAUACUUUAGCAGUGAUUCUAUUGAUAAAUCUGAUGCAAAUAGCUUUGAUGCAUAUGAGCACGUGACACCCGAGUUCCUAAAUGCUCUUAAGACUUCGGGAUUGCCUAACCAUUCAAUAAAGUUAAAAGUUGGGGCCACUAUUAUGUUAAUGCGCAACCUAGACCAAUCUGAAGGUUUGUGCAAUGGUACAAGGCUAACUGUUACCAGGCUUGCUGCUCAUGUCAUUGAAGCUAAGAUCAUUUCUGGAAAAAAUGUUGGUAACUUAUUUUAUAUUCCUAGAAUGUCUUUGUCCCCUUCACAAUCACCAUGGCCAUUUAAACUUGUGAGACGCCAAUUUCCAAUUAUUGUUUCCUUUGCCAUGACUAUUAACAAGUCUCAAGGCCAAUCACUUGACAAUGUUGGUUUGUACUUGCCAAAAGAAGUUUUUAGUCAUGGACAAUUAUACGUGGCUAUCUCAAGAGUCAAAUCCAAAAAGGGAUUAAGGAUUCUUAUUCAUGACAAAGAUAAAGAACCUAUGCUCUCUACCACCAAUGUUGUAUUCAAAGAAGUGUUCCAUAACAUUUGA